This is a messenger RNA of Tauraco erythrolophus (red-crested turaco), 405 nucleotides long. The record is from RefSeq and is a predicted model, not a curated record. Lineage: Eukaryota; Metazoa; Chordata; Aves; Musophagiformes; Musophagidae.
UCCGUCAAGGAGCAAGAGUACCUGUGCCACGUGUACGUGCGGAACGACGGGCUGGCUGGAGUGGUGGUGGCAGAUAACCGCUUCCCUGUGCCACAGGUGCUGGACGAGUUCUCCAGGCAGGUCAGCAAGGUGGACUGGCCCUCGGGAUCCCCGGCCACCAUCAGCUACGGGGCGUUGGACGGGUACCUCAGUAAAUACCAGAACCCCCGUGAUGCCGACCCGAUGACCAGAGUGCAGGCGGAGCUGGACGAGACCAAAAUCAUCCUGCACAACACCAUGGAGUCGCUGCUGGAGCGAGGGGAGAAGCUGGACGACUUGGUGUCCAAGUCAGAGGUGCUCGGGGCACAGUCCAAGGCCUUCUACAAAACUGCCCGGAAGCAGAACUCGUGCUGCCAACUCAUGUGA